UGUAGGUUUCCAUUUAUGCGCAAGAACCAGAAAAGGGAAAAUGAGAUAUUUUUUAACAGAACUUGGGUCAUUGCUUCGUUUUCAACAGUUCAAUGCGGAGAUCAGUGAAUAGAUAUGGCUUAACAGUGUCAGGAAUUUAAAAGUUACAUGUGUUUAAACUGGAUGUAUUGUUGUCAUGUCACUGACAGAAGAAGAAACCAACUUCCUGCGGCUUACCAUCCUUGUAAUCAAGUUGUCACCCAAGGCUGUCCGAGUUUUGUUUGAUAACAAAUUUCCUCCAACAGAUCUGACGAAUAUCUUACAAAGAAAAGUCUCCAAGUUGAAAAGUUUGAAUGACAAGAAAAUUAUCAACCUUGCACAAUGGGAUCUGUUGUAUCCAGCCAAUAAAGGAUCCGGUACCUUUGAUUUGACUUUGCUCAUCUGUUUGCUUAGGAACAUAGCAACACCUGCUAUAAGAAAACCUGGAACAGGGUUUGAUCAACUACCAAAUAAUCAUGAUAUAACAGAAGGGGCUGAUUUAGCCAGAAUCAAAUGUUACAGAAAUCUUAUUGCCCAUAACACUGAUGGAUCAUUUAAUUAUACUGAGUUUAACACAGCAUGGAAUGGCUUAUCUCAGGCGAUUAGUAGAUUAGGAUUUGGUCGAUAUGACCAGGAUUGUAAUGACCUAAGAAUAGCUUGUUUGGAUGGUUCUGACAGAGAAGUCUACAGAGAAGUACUUAAUACAAAUCAAAAACUAGAACAGCUGAGAAUAGAACUUAAAGAAGAACGAGAAAAGACAGUACCCUGGACAGAGCAAGAUAGAAUUGACAAGAGAAUUCAACGAUGGGAAGAGAAGGACAAAAAGUUUAUAGAAACCGCUUCAUAUGAUGCUAUCUGGACAGGGAUUGAGCAGAAUCAAUGUGUAUUGGUAACAGGGAAUUCUGGGGCUGGGAAAUCUGCAGUCAUACAUCAUGUGGCUCUUAAGCUUAGGAGCAUUGGGUAUAAAAUACUCCCAAUUAUACAGCCAGGUGACAUUUUCCGAUAUCAUAAUCCAAAUAUAUCACAAGUUUUUGUGUGUGAUGAUGCAUGUGGAAAAUAUUAUGCAGAUACUGCUAUGAUUGAGGAAUGGAUCAGGUUUGAAGAUGAUUUGAAACUUUUAUUUGAUAACACUGAUAUGAAACUCCUAAUUAAUACAAGACUUAUUGUUUCUCAAGAUGAAUGUUUUAAAAUGAUGUUAUUCUUAGACCCAUGCAUAGUAAAUCUCAAUAGUUCACAUCAUAGAUUAAGUUUGUCUGAAAGAAAGGCAAUUUUAAAGAGGCAUCUUUUAAAUGAAGGUGAUGAUGUUGAAAAUGAUGAAGCUGAUGAAAUCCAGAUAAGCCAAGAAAGUUUGGAAAGUCAAAAUUGUUUUCCACUUUUGUGUGAAUUAUUUGGGGAAAACAAAUCUUUGAGAAACAAUCCUGAGGCAUUCUUUUCAAAGCCAUUUGAAGAAUAUAGCAAAAAUUUAGAAAGACUUAAAAUGAACAAAAGGUCACUAAAAUACUGUGCCUUAGCAAUUUUAGUUGUUUUUAAUGAUAAUUUGACUGUGAAAAUGUUGUCAGAUUUAGAAAUAGAUAAGGAAGAUGAAGAAAAAAUUGAUGCCAUAUGUGGAAAAGUAGGUCAACCAAAAGGCACUUCAAGGCAAAGUAUUAUGGAAGAACUUGAAAGUCUGGAAAAUAUUUAUGUGAGAAAAGUCAAUGGAAAGUUCAGAAGCCUGCAUGACAAGAUGUUUGACUUCCUCUCAUCAAAAAUAGGGCCAACUGUUGGACUUUGCUUACUGAAAUACUCUCCGUGUACAUUUAUUAGAGAAAGAGUAAGACUAUAUGGAGGUCAUAAAAAUGAUGACGAAAAUGUAAUUCUUCUUGAUAGUGGAUUAGAAGAUGACUAUUUCAAAAGAAUGUUUGCAGAUAUUAUGGAUGGUAAUAUAAAAGAUGUAUUUUUCAAUAAACAAAUGCAAGAUAGAUCGUUUGAAGAUGCUUUGGUCAAUCAGUUUAAAAGAAUGAGUGAUGAUGAUCUGGGAAAGAUGUUGAUGAAAAGAGGCAAUUAUUCAAAAGCUUGUGGAAAUUUCUUGCAAAGAAGCAAAGAAGCAAUUGUUUCAUUUCCGAACCUUACCAAUUCAUCUGAAGACAUGGAUGAAAUAGCAAAGUUUCAUCUUUCUUACAUGAAUUCUUUACUCUACCAAGAGGAGACUAGCACUUUUCAUUGGUUAAUGGCGCAAGGAUUAGACAGAAUUUUUAGCUAUAUUCUAGAACAAUUUCCAAAAUAUGCUGAAGAGAAAAUUAUGCAGAACUAUAACCUGUGUGUUUCAUUAGCAGUUUUAGAAGGGAAAACUGAAAUUUUGAGAAAACUUUUGGAAAAAUAUCCACAUGGGGCAUCUGAGGACGAUGAAAAUGACAAAAGAUACUAUCCGAUAUUCAUAUUUGUGUGUUUUACUGGAAACCUUAAACUUGUCAAAUUUUUGCAUGAGAAAAAACUAAUAUAUCCUGAAAAGACAGAAUCGGGAGAAUCUGCUCUUUGGGUUGCUGCCUAUUCAGGUCAGAUUGAUGUAUUAGAGUUCCUAAUUACAAAGGAGUUUCAUAUUAAUUCUGUAAACAAGCAAGACGUGACUCCUCUCUUCAUUGCUUCACAAAGAGGACAUAUAGACAUUGUAAAACUUCUUCUUCAAAAUGGUGCAGAUGUCAAUAAAUGCAAGAAAAAUGGAGCAUCUCCGCUGUUUGUUGCCUGUCAUGAAGGACAUCUGGAAAUUAUGAAAUUUCUUCAUAAAUCAAAAGCUGAUGUUAACUUAUGCAAACAUCAGAAACUUUUAGGUGAGGCUGAUAAAAUUGGGCUUCAAAUUAAGGGUAUCUCACCAUUGUUCAUAGCUUGUAAAAUUGGAAAUUCAGAAAUUGUGCAAUUUCUACUGGACCAUAAAGCUGAUACAGAGAUAUCAACAGAAAUUGGGAAGACUCCGCUGUUCAUUGCAUUACAAAACAGUCAUGAACAAAUUGCUAGACUUUUAAUUAAAGGAAAAUGUAAUGUGAAUCAUACAAUGGCUAAUGGAUACAGACCAUUAACGGUAAUUGCUGGAAAAGGGCAGGUCAAAAUAGUCCAAAUGUUGAUCGAAAAUGGAGCUAGUGUAAAUAUCAACAGUCAUGAAACAAUAAGUUCAAAAUCAAUCUGUGAGAGGAAUAUUCCAUGCAACAACAACGUUCCUCCAAGUCCACUUUCAAUGGCAUCUUUGAACAACCACUUAGAAGUAGUGAAACUUUUGAUACAAAAUGGAGCAGAUAUAGAUUACAGAGGUGUGGAGGGUGCUACUGCCUUAUUUGAAGCAUCCGAAAGAGGAAAUAUUGAAGUGGUGAAAUAUCUUCUAUUAAUGAAAGCCUCAGUAAAUAUACCUACCUAUAGGGGACGAACACCACUGUUUGUUGCAGUGCAAAGGAGAUUACAUCAAAUAGUAACUAUACUCCUUCAGAACAAUGCUGAUGUUAAUAUAUGCAGAAAGGACGGUGUUAGUCCACUUUUGAGAGCAACCAUUCAUUGUGAUGCAAAGCUUAUUGAACUUCUAUUGAGAAACAAAGCUGAUCCAAAUCUGGCAACCGCAGAAGGUCUUUACCCAAUAAUGUCCGCAGCAAGACAAGGACAUACUGAAAUAUUACUCUUAAUACUCAAAUCAGGUGCCCAAAUGGAGGCAAAAAAUAUUAAACAUCAAACAGCAUUAUGGAUAGCAGCUUUCUAUGGUAAAAAGGAUUGCGUGCAAUGUUUGCUGGAUCAUCAGGCAGAUAUAAAUUCAACUGACCAGGAUGACAAAUCGGUGCUGUUGGCUGCUUGUCGACAUGCAGAUGUUUCAUUAAUACAAUGCCUUGUUGAUGCUGGGUCAAAUGUAAAUUUAUGUAAUAAAAAGGGCAUCAGUCCGCUGUUUAGGGCAGUAGAACUUGGGAACUUGAAUGUUGCUAAGUAUCUUAUUAGUGCAGGAGCUAAUGUAAACUUACAAACUACUGACAAUGACUCUGCUUUGAUCAUUGCAGUACAUUUGUCCAGCUUAGAGAUGGUAGAACUAUUGUUACACAAUAAAGCAGAUGUUAAUGCCAUAAAUGGGAAAGGACACACAUGUCUAUGGGAAGCCAUACUGAAUGGGAAUACACAUAUAGUCUCUUUAUUACUUGACAAUGGAGCAAACUGUGAUGUAACAUUAGGAGGAAAGACUCCAAUAGUACUUGCUCAAGAAUUAAAAUAUUAUGAUAUUGCUGACUUGCUGAUUGAAAAACAGGGACGUGUUAGACAAUGGUUUAGAACAUUUGGAUGGUUGACUUCAUUGUAUUCCAAAAUCAAUAAAGUUGUCUGAUUUGAUAUGCA
This is a messenger RNA of Mytilus trossulus (common blue mussel), 4350 nucleotides long. RefSeq lists its product as uncharacterized. Lineage: Eukaryota; Metazoa; Mollusca; Bivalvia; Mytilida; Mytilidae. Bases 176 to 4339 code for a protein of 1387 amino acids. Gene Ontology annotation, molecular function: protein binding. The transcript has 5 exons. The record is from RefSeq and is a predicted model, not a curated record.